AUGCCUCGUCCUAAUUUCCUCGUCGUCGUCGCUGACGACUUGGGCUUCUCUGACAUCGGCUGCUUUGGCAGUGAAAUCCGCACGCCCAACAUUGACCGUCUUUCUAAUGAUGGUGUCCGGUUUACCGAUUUUCAUGCUGCUGCUGCAUGCUCGCCAACUCGUGCCAUGAUCAUGACCGGCACAGACCAUCACAUCGCCGGCCUGGGUAACCUAAUCGAAUGGACCAACAUCUCCGGUCAAAACGGCCCCAAAGGCUCACAGAUGAGCACUGCCCCCCAGCGUGGUAUGCCAGGGUACGAGGGCUAUCUGAAUGAGCGCGUCGUCGCUCUACCUGAACUUCUCCGUGACGCAGGCUAUCACACCCUCAUGGCCGGGAAGUGGCACCUGGGUCUUACGCCGGAGCGUUCGCCGCAUAAGAGAGGGUUUGACCGGUCACUGGCGCAUCUACCUGCUUGUUCGAACCAUUAUGCGUAUGAGCCGCAGUUGCAGGGGAGUGAUGAGACGCCUACAUUCCUGGAAGCGAGCUAUAUCGCCCUGCAUACGGAAGAUGAUCAAUAUGUGAAGAAAUUGCCCGAGGGGUGGUAUUCGACAGAUGGGUAUGGGGACAAGAUGGUGAACUACCUGAAGGAUUGGAAUGAGAGCAAGAAAGACAAAAAGGACAAGGACCGUCCGUUUUUUGCUUACCUCCCCUUUACAGCACCACAUUGGCCCCUCCAAGCUCCUCGGGAGUAUAUCGACCACUACCGUGGUGUUUAUGAUGAAGGCCCGGAUGUCCUCCGUCAGCAUCGUCUGCAACGUCUUAAGGAGCUAGGCAUGAUCCGCGAGGAUGUCGAGGCACACCCAGUCGUCGCGGAAGAGGUCAAGGAAUGGAGCGACUACACACCCGAGGAGCAGAAGCUCUCCUGCACGGCCAUGGAAAUCUACGCGGGCAUGGUCGAGUGCAUUGAUGCCAAUGUUGGCAAGGUCGUCGACUACCUCUCCUCCAUCGAUGAGCUGGACAACACCUUCGUCUGCUUCAUGUCCGAUAAUGGCGCUGAAGGUGCUGCCUACGAAGCCUACCCUCUCGUCCAGAGUGGUGUCUUACCGCAUCUGCAAAGGUACUACGACAAUUCACUCGAGAACCUCGGCAACUACAACUCGUUCAUCUGGUACGGUCCGCGCUGGGCGCAGGCAGCCACCGCACCAUCUCGGUUAUACAAAGCCUACACUACCGAAGGUGGUGUGCGAGUGCCGUUUGUAGCCCGGUUCCCACGCAACGUCGACUCAUCCCAUGCCCGUAACCACAACAUCACCGACCAGUUUGCUACGGUUAUGGAUCUUGCACCAUCCAUCCUCGAUAUGGCGGGUAUCCCCCAUCCUGCCCCAACCUACCAAGGCCGUGAAAUUGUCCCCAUGCGUGGCAAGAGCUUCUACCCCUGGGCCCGUGGCGACACACCCCGCAUCCACGAGAAAGAUUUCAUUCAAGGCUGGGAAACAUGCGGUCGAGCAGCAUUGCGCUUCGGCGACUGGAAGAUCGUCUACAUACCUGCACCUAAGGGCCCAGAACGAUGGCAGCUGUACAACUUGGUAGAAGACCCAGGUGAGAUCCAUGACUUGGCCUCGAAGAAUCCCGAGCGGUUGCAGCAGCUGCUCAAGUUGUGGGAUCAGUAUGUCCUCGAGACGGGUGUUAUUCCUUUGAAUCCGGAUUUGGGAACAUUUCUCGAGGCGACUGAGGCGCAGAUGCCUGAGAAUGCUUGGAUGGAGUAUGAUUACUGGAAGAAGGGUGCAAGGGAUGAGCCGGAGAAGUUUAUGCGUACGCCGGCUAGGUUUCAGCGGUCUGUGAAGCAGUUUUAG
This is a messenger RNA of Aspergillus ruber CBS 135680, 1833 nucleotides long. RefSeq names its product arylsulfatase. The transcript has 2 exons. NCBI's taxonomy places the organism in Eukaryota, Fungi, Ascomycota, Eurotiomycetes, Eurotiales, Aspergillaceae. The coding region runs from base 1 to 1833 and encodes 610 amino acids. Gene Ontology annotation, molecular function: arylsulfatase activity. The record is from RefSeq and is a predicted model, not a curated record.